UUGACCUCUCUUCUCUUUGGCUCUCCUCUCUGUCCCGUAAAUUUGCUGGACUUCAGAUUCCGACCCUUCUGGUUACUCGUAAGGAAAGAAAUGGUUUCCUGGCUUCUCCCUUUUGCUGCAUUUGUUGCCAUUGUGGCAGUCAUAGAAGGAACAAAAAUCAGUUCGGGCGGAAUGUGCCAUCCGAGUGACCUGAAAGGCCUCACAAGUUUCCGGGCGAAUGUUCGGGUCGAUACUUCAGGAAGGCUUGCGAAGUGGACGGGGAUCAAAUGCUGUGAGUGGGAAGGCAUUUCCUGCGAUAAUUCAACCGGACGCGUGAUAGAAAUUCGUCUCCCAGGAUUUAUUUCGACGAGCGACUCUCCGUAUCAGUCCCAGAUGAAAGGUCUCCUCUCUCCUUAUAUCACUCUUCUGAGGUCUCUCGAAGUCAUUGAUCUCGGUGGACUUAUGGAUCUUUCUGGAGCUAUACCAUCAUCCAUUGGAUUUGAUCUCCCGAAUCUCCGAAAGCUCUACCUUUGCAGUAACAGAAUAACGGGACAGAUACCCAACAGCAUUGGUAAGCUCUUGAAACUUGAAGAACUUGUACUGUUCGAGAAUAGAUUAUCCGGGACAAUCCCUCCAAGCCUCGGGAAUCUUGAAAAUUUGAGCUCCCUGCUCCUCUACUCUAAUCAGCUUUCAGGAAAACUCCCUAAUUCUCUUGCGAAUUUGACGAGUUUGGUUCAUAUUGACAUCCAUGGAAACUAUCUCGCUGGUGACAUUCCAGAAAAUGUAGGUCGACUUCAGAACUUAAAAGAGCUUGAUCUCUCGAACAAUCUCUUGAGCGGGAAAAUUCCAACUUCCAUAAGUAACUUAACAGCCAUCUCCACAUUGUAUUUGGAUGCCAACAACCUUGAGGGACCAAUCCCGAAUUCCUUACAUGAAAUGCCUUCCCUUGGUUUUCUGAGGCUGCAGAACAAUCGUCUCAGCGGAAACAUUCCACCAGCUUUUGGCAACAUAGCAUCCCUUCAGAGAGUCUCAUUAGCUAAUAACAAACUCACGGGAGCAAUACCGCCGAGCAUCGGAUAUCUAUCGGCUCUAACAGAAUUGUACCUUGAUGGAAAUCUAUUGUCGGGCCAUAUACCAAGAUCAAUCGGUCAUCUAUCGGGUCUUUUGGUCUUAAACAUUUCUUACAAUGCAAUACAAGGCCAAUUGCCCCGUGAGAUGUCUUCCUUGCAGAACCUUCAAAUUCUGGAUUUGUCUUUCAACAGACUUAACCUUUCCUCAAUCCCGACCUGGUUCUCACAACUAUCCUCACUUUCCAAGAUCUACAUGGCCGGAUGCGGAAUCAAAGGCAAAUUUCCCAGGCUUUUAUGGAUGAUGCCUAGUCUGGUCCAGGAACUCGACCUAUCUGCUAAUCAUAUAACGGGAGGUCUGCCGUCAUGGCUCGGCAGCCUAACCCAGCUCUACCUGCUGAACCUUUCAAGGAACUCGCUAGUUUCAGGAAUCCCUGAAACAUUUGCAAGCUUGAGUACCUUGGCUAUACUAGAUCUCCACUCAAAUAAGCUGACAGGAAGUAUAGAAUGUGUUUUACGGUCACCGACUUAUAUCGAUCUUUCUGACAACAGAUUCAGCGAUGGAACCGAAAUGAUAGGAUUAGGAGCUGAAUGUGGGAUCCGUUAUCUCAAUUUAUCAAACAACUCCUUAGAGGGAAGACUGCCAGACUCCAUAGCAAGUUGUAUUUUGAUGAAGAGCUUUGAUGUCAGCAGUAACGAGUUGGGGUUCAACUUGCCUGUCGGAUUAGCGAGCAUUAGCUCGCUGGAGACGCUGAAGCUGCAGCGGAACCGUCUCACUGGCAAUAUACCUAAGGAUUAUCUGAAGUUGAGGAAAUUACGAGUAUUAGAUUUGUCAGAUAAUCUCUUGGUGGGGGAAAUUCCUGCCGGGGAACCUCUAAGUGACUUCCCCGAGAGCUCAUUUUCCGGCAACAAAGGAUUGUGUGGGAAACCCCUUCCUCCCUGUAGGUUUUGAGUAUUUCUUUUUCCUUGUUUCUUCCAAGAGAGUGCCAACUCUUUUUGCUUAUAAAAGAUAGGCAAACAGUCAUUUGUUU
This is a messenger RNA of Punica granatum (pomegranate), 2077 nucleotides long. The record is from RefSeq and is a predicted model, not a curated record. Lineage: Eukaryota; Viridiplantae; Streptophyta; Magnoliopsida; Myrtales; Lythraceae.